GUUACACUCACUUUACCUUGGAAUUUAGGUUGGGAAAAUAACGUUUUUCAAGACCCUUUCCACUAGCUUAGAACUCAAACUGGAACCCCCUCGGGUUAUGCAGGAUCCGUCUAUCAACGCCUUAGUGAAAACAUUGCGUAAGAGGAUGGGCCAUGGAAUUCCUAGGCGGCGAAUGCAAGGAGUACAGAACGAGGUUACCGCCAUAUCAAACACUCUCGGCAUUAAGCUGCUAGAAGAAAUGGCCACUAUCUACACUCGAUUCUACGAUAUACUUUGUCCAUUAAAGGUGAAAUUGGACAGAAGCUGCAUGGAAUAUGAUAUGUCCAAACCGAUUGCCGAGUUUAUUAGUAGCUUUCCCCCACAGACUACGACAUCAAGAGACGACAGUAUUCAUGACAUGGUGCAAGAGAUAAAGAGGCUUCAGACAACACUCGAUACUACGGAGAAUAUCGAUGAACAGUAUGCCCUUGAAGAAGAUAUCACCGGACGGAUCUUGUGGACGUGUCAUUCUGGAUUCCGCUCUGCGGUAGGACAUAUACCUGCCAAGGUGCUGCACAAUAUUCUAGAAAACGACAAGAUGUGCAACCUAGUGGAUCGAGUCAAGUUCUUGGAGGAAAUCUCCCGAGUCUUCAAUGGCGCACUAGAUAAAUUGGCGACUGAUAAUCAGGCUCACUUACGACGAAUUAUGGCCGAUGCAGAGGCAGGUACCUCAAAAUAUCAGCUACUCCUAGAUGAGCGGGCACGUGAACAGAGAGUACCAGGCGCUAUGCGCGAAGAACAAACCAGAACUUAACGCGUGCUGUUCCGCGGAGUGGUAUUGGAGCAUUCGAUUCUGUAUAUUAGCGAGACUUGUAUCCACACGGCUCGAGCAAACUCCAUUUUGCUAAUUCACUGGAUGAACAACCAAG
Molecule: messenger RNA, 908 nt
Organism: Pisolithus orientalis
Lineage: Eukaryota; Fungi; Basidiomycota; Agaricomycetes; Boletales; Pisolithaceae
Exons: 7
Coding region: 98-793 (231 amino acids)
Source: RefSeq, a predicted model, not a curated record